Messenger RNA from Saccoglossus kowalevskii, 1669 nucleotides. RefSeq names its product pinhead-like protein. The record is from RefSeq and is marked provisional. NCBI's taxonomy places the organism in Eukaryota, Metazoa, Hemichordata, Enteropneusta, Harrimaniidae.
CUGCCAUUGCGCGUUGCUUCCUUUCUAACGCACGGUCCAGACCAUGGCUUGCUCGGCAGUUACAUGUUUUCGCUGGAUGAUUUUCCUUUGUGUGGUUUUUACUGAAAUUACAGGGCGGCAUCUGCACAAGUCUUCCGCUGAAACGGAACAUAAUGUAGUGGAAACCGAUAAUAUAGCAACGCAGACGACGUCGUCAGUUUUAUUAAAUAACACAUCAAGAAAAGACGAAAAGGAUUCUGACUAUUCGUCGUUUGGCUGCUGUGAGAGAAAAUCUAAAAGUAUUGCUGUUGGUUACGAUGUUUCUGGUACGCAGAUUGAACUGGAUAUUGGCGAAUGUCGGAGAACAUGUGGACCUCAUUCACAUGGGCGUCUUAAUAGAAAAGAAUCAGCUCAAAAUGUUAGCUGGGACAGAGAAAGGUCGUAUCAUUCGUGUCCCAGAGAUUUGAGUUGCGAGCCAACUCGACUUAAAAGAGAAAAAGUUCAUUUGGUUGGGGAUCCCGUGGAAUAUGACGUCAUAGAGAACUGUGCUUGUAAGCCUGUUCCGGUGGUAUGUCGGAGACGAUCCCAACUGGUGGUCUUGUACCCUGAUUCGCCGCACCAAACGCAGAUAGACGUGGGAUCGUGUGAGGGACACUGUAGUGAUGGCGAAGGCACCGUAUGCCGUUCAACAAAAAACCAAACGAUUACAGUGGAAGGACCCAACGGUAAAGAAUGUGUGGAGAUCAUUGACGAGUGUAGCUGUGAGUCAGAAUGUUACCGUGUUCCUUAUAUGCAGUCUUACUAUGAGAUAGUCUACGACUCUGUUGUUAACAGGACGGUCCAACAGCAUAAGGAAAUUGAUAUUGGACGAUGUGUAGGAACGUGCUCAACGACCAAUCAUCUUCGAUGUGUUAUGAGAUCGCCAUCGGAUCCAAAUGUCUGCUUAAUGUCUCUGGUAAAGAAAAAUGUGAGCUGCCUGCCGAAGACAUACACAACACACCAAUUCGUAUCGCGAGGGGGCGUUGUUAAGACCGUCCUCGCUGUCAACGAAUGUUCAUGUAAAUAAAGAAACUGUUACAUUGCAAAAAGUAUAUAAAUCAACAUCUGCGUACACUGGUAUUUUCAUUUAAAACAAGGAACACAGGGAGCAUUCUCCGAUCAUACUACCAUCCUCAAGUUUUAAUCGACAGUGAACGCUAAUCGGCGGCGGCACUGGCAGAGGCGAAUGUGACGUCAUGCUAUACACGGAAGCGGAUCGUUCAUCAAAGUAUAUGCUCACCAUGGUUCAUUGAACGCGUGUUUAUUCGCACCAGCACAUCCUGUGAUUACAUGAAAACGAAUUGAACAAAAACAAUUUCCAGAUGGGCUAUACCCCCAUUUUUUUUUAUUUCAACAGGAAAUAUAUCGCAGUUAUUUUGAAGCAAGGUUUACUAUUCAAUGCAUGUCCAUGACUAGUUCAUAACACGACCCGUAGUGCUUCAAGCAAAAGACGAUUCAAAUCUAUAUUGCAAUUCUGGCACAAACAAAUGACGGCCGCAGUAACGUUGACUUAUGUGAGCAAGCUGCACAAAGCGUGCACAAUCUGAUACGAUGUUGUGUUCUAUACUACUAGUAUAUUCCCUUUGUACAUAUUACCACGUAUCCUAUUACCAUUUCUGUAAAAUAUAUUAAUAAAAAAAUCUACAAAUGA